CACUGGAAUCUGAAAAAUGUUCGCACGGUCUCUAACUCUGCUGGGGGUUCUAGCAGUCGCCUAUUCGGUGCCCCUGGAUCAGGCCAACUGGCAGCUGGUCCCAAAUGCCGAAGGUCGCCUACACUUGGUGAACAUCAAUCCUUACAACCUACCCGAGGCGAGUGCAGUCGACCCGGAGGUUCUCUUCAAUCCGGAAAGCGACAUCGAGUUCCGAUUGUUCACAAGGAGCAACCCAACAGCGCCACAGAUUCUGCAAAUCAACAAUGCUGGCUCGAUAACUGGCUCCAACUUCAACCCAGCUCACCCUACUCGGUUCACGAUUCACGGUUGGAACGGUAACGGCAACGAUGGUUUGAACACUGGAACUCGCAAUGAACUGUUGGCUCUGGGCGAUUUCAACGUGAUUGCUGUCGACUGGAGCGUUGCCGCGGUAAAUCCCAAUUACGUUGCGUCUCGUAACGCCGUAGGGCCGGCAGGUUUCGGAGUGGGUCGGUUGAUCGAUAGACUGGUGGAGCUGAGGGGAGCCAAUGUGAAUACUAUUAGCGUGAUUGGUUUCAGUUUGGGAGCUCACGUUGCCGGAAAUGCUGGAAAACACUUCAAUGGUCGCUUGAAUUCCAUCAUUGCUCUGGAUCCGGCCGGACCGUUGUUCUCUGCUGGACAGAGUGAUGCUGUAUCGCCGCAGGACGGGCUCUACGUGGAAACCAUCAUGACUAACGCAGGAUUGCUGGGCACCAAUGAGGCUUUGGGGCAGGCCAACUUCUACCCCAACGGAGGACGGACCCAACCAGGCUGUGGAGUUGACAUCGCAGGCGGUUGCGCUCACGGACGAGCUCCUUCAUUCUACAUUGAAUCGAUACGUUCGUCGGUUCCAUUCCGGUCAACGCGAUGCGCUAACCUUGAUGAAGUUCUCGGUGGAUCUUGCACUCCCAGUGGACCCGAUGCCAAUAUGGGUGGAGAGCCGUCGAACUUUGGUAGAGGUGUCCAUGGCAUCUACUUCCUGACAACUAAUGCCGCCUCACCGUUCGCUCAAGGAUAAGCAAAGAAGACCUAAUAAGACUAAUUAUGUUCUGUGAUUUUUAAACAAAUAAUGGAUAUUAAAGAGAAUAUAUGAAAAGGAAUAACUUUUACAACA
Messenger RNA from Aedes albopictus (Asian tiger mosquito), 1132 nucleotides. RefSeq names its product lipase member H-like. Gene Ontology annotation, biological process: lipid catabolic process. Bases 17 to 1036 code for a protein of 339 amino acids. The record is from RefSeq and is a predicted model, not a curated record. The transcript is spliced from 2 exons. Gene Ontology annotation, molecular function: lipase activity. Lineage: Eukaryota; Metazoa; Arthropoda; Insecta; Diptera; Culicidae.